AUGGAAACACAUAAUUUGGAGGCCGCGUCCGAUUACAUCAACAACCUGCUACUCGCUCGAGGACUGCUCAGGAAUGGCAAACGCAUCGAGUUUGCGGAACCGGCAAGGGCGCCAGACGGCAUCGGCGGCACAAUGACAACAGUUAUCAACUUGGUCCAUGAUUUGAUAAUGAGAAGAGAUCGAGAAGCAGAGCAACAUGAAAACCUGGCUGGUACGAUCAGGAGCCUCCGUAAUACGGAAGCAAAACAAACGCUUGAAGUUGAACGACUUGAAACCAGGAUGGAGGAGCUAAGCCGUGCUCUAGCGCUCACCGAAGGUCAAGAACGAGCUUUCAAAGUCAACAUACGAGAAGCCGAGGGAACAAUACGCAUACUGAAGGAGCAGGUUCAGCGGAUGAAAUCCACAGUCCAACAGAUCAGAGCUCAAUACACGACCGAUAUUCGUAAACGAGAUCUUGAAAUGCAGAAACUCAAAGCUCGAUUGACCGAGCGGACUCGAGGUAAAAGGGACGGGCCGGGUGUUACAACCAUAACAAUUACGCCUCCGCCGAAGGCAACAAAUCAGAAGUCUACAGAAGGCGGUCAAGGAUUAGACACUCCCGGCUAUAGCCUGAGGCAAGAAACGACCGAGUUUCUCACCCAACUCUGCCAGAGUCUAAGUGACGAAAAUGAUGGACUGAUUCGUCUAGCGCAAGACUCAAUAACAACCCUGAAAGAACUCCAAGGCUUGACAGAACCGGGCGUAAAUGAGGUUUCUAUGGCAGCGGAUGCUGCUGAACUCGAAACUGAUCCAUUGUCUGGGCCGGUCCCUCCGUACGAAACACUCUCCGCCGAGAUGUCAUACGUGCUAGAACAACUACGAUCGUUAUUAACCAAUCCAUCUUUUGUAUCGCUUGAAGAAGUCGAAAUCAGGGACAGUGAAAUCUCCCGUUUACGCGAUGGCUGGGAGAAAAUGGAAGCUAGAUGGAAAGAAGCGGUUGCGAUGAUGGAUAACUGGCACAGACGUAUGGCAGGCGGCGGUGAUGGAGUGAAUAUAGACGAGCUAAAGCUUGGCAUGACUCUCGGCUCUAGUAUUGAUCGAGACAUUGUUUCUCAGGAUGCAAGUAUGCCUGUAUCCAACAAUGAGAACGUGCAGCUACCAAGUGUGGGAGAGGAAGGAGAAGGGGAAAGCGAAGACAAACAAAGGGAAGAGCGCGCUGCGCCUCGCCGUCGUAGCUCGCUGCGCGCAAGCCCAAGAAGAAGGACGGUCAGAUUUGCGAAGCGAAAUCAAAAUAUACUGGAGGAAUGUUCGGGGAAUAAACAACCAACAAUACUACCACAGGGGACACCUGCUGAAGCGAUUUCAGAGAACAUGCCGGAUACAGACAAGGAUGCUUCCUGCGCGGUUGAGAAACCGAGUACGAUCAGCUCACCGAGAAGACCAACCAGAAAGCAAGCAGAUCCAAAAGUCCAAUUACGUGUAAGCAGUGCCGUUUUCCGUUAUGGGCUAUGUUUUAAUCUCCAGCUGACUCUUGCAGAACAAUCGAAUUAUGACGCGUCAAGCCACUGGGGCGAGACCGUCGGCUAUAAAACGGGGAGAAGCACAUUACUCCAAACCUCGCGGCAAGAAACGGAGCAGUACCUCCAAUGA
Uncinocarpus reesii 1704 is the source of this 1629-nucleotide messenger RNA. RefSeq lists its product as uncharacterized. NCBI's taxonomy places the organism in Eukaryota, Fungi, Ascomycota, Eurotiomycetes, Onygenales, Onygenaceae. The record is from RefSeq and is a predicted model, not a curated record. Bases 1 to 1629 code for a protein of 542 amino acids. The transcript has 3 exons.